Molecule: messenger RNA, 1208 nt
Organism: Parathielavia appendiculata
Lineage: Eukaryota; Fungi; Ascomycota; Sordariomycetes; Sordariales; Chaetomiaceae
Exons: 1
Coding region: 19-894 (291 amino acids)
Source: RefSeq, a predicted model, not a curated record
CCCGACAUCUUCCACACCAUGACCUCGCACAAUCCCGCCGCAUCCGACCCUCACCGUGACCAAGACAUAUCCCAUGAUCAACCAACCGAAAGCGACAGCAACAAUCUAGACGACAUCUGGGCCUCGGACGACCAACCCACCACCUACUCUCACCCCCACCCUCACCCUCAUGGUCAUCACCAACAAUACUACACCCCGCCGCAAGAAGUAAGCGACAUCCCGCGCCUCUCUCAGGCGCACACGACGGCGGGCUACCGCGACGGCAUCACGCUCGCCAAGGCUCGCACCGCGCAGCAGGGUUUCGACGAGGGCUACGGCCUGGGCGCCACCAUCGGCGCGCGCGCCGGCCAGCUGCUCGGCGUGCUGGAGGGGCUAGCGGCAGCCGUCGGGCUGCAUGCGCUGUCUCUUUCCUCUUCCUCCUCCUCCUCAUCCUCCCCCUCCUCCUCAGAGGAACUUCCACCAUCGACCGGGACUGAGACUGGGUACUAUGAGGGGAGUCCACCACAGUGGACCGGGCGGGACGAGGCGAGGCGGAUCGAGGGGUUGCUGAAUGAGGCGCGGCGCGAGUUGAGUGUGCAAGGGGUGUUUGACGGGGCGUUUUGGGCGGCGGAUGGGAACUGGCGGUAUGAUGUUGGGGGCAGCGGCGGGGGGUUGGGCGAGGACGGGGUGGUGUUUUCGGACGUGGCCGAGGCGCAUCCGCUGCUGAGGAAAUGGGGAGGGAUUGUGCGGGCGGAGGCGGCGCGGUAUGGGGUGGAUUGGGAGGUGUUGAAGGACGAGAUCAGAGAUGUGAAGAGUGGGGAGGACGAGGAAGACGAGCGGGAACGAGAGGAAAGGGCGAGGAAGGAGAGGGGAGGGCAGCCGGCUGCGAGGGGGAGGGAGGCGCUUGCAUGGUAAGGGAAAGAGGUGAUUUUGCGGAUGAGCUGGGCGGUCUGCUGGCCACUGGUCGCCAACGGAAAGCCAUCAAGGUCUUGGGCGCAUUACAGGCCGACGAGGAAAGCAUGGUUCCGGACGUUGCAGCAAGUGGCAGAGGAACUAUUGGGGAGAUGAGGGGCUGGAGGUGCAUUGCAUUUUUGGAGUCAUAGGGCAUUCGCAGGCAAAAGGAGGAUUAUUGAUAGAGAUGAGACUGCAAAGUCCUGUUAUUGGACUGUAUUCCGUUUUGCAUACCUGGAUUCGCCACAAGAGAACCUAGGUAUCAAUUGUUUGAGCGU